AUGAAUAAGACUUCUCAUAUGGAUUAGAUUAUUACUAAAAUACAUAGAUAAUCCUAGAAGAACUUUCAUCGUUCUAGUCCUAAUCUUUCAAUGACUAAAACCAAUAACUAUCAUUAUUCUCAAUUACAUUAACGAUUACUCAAUUCUGUAUGUUAAGGAUUAUACUCACCUAAUCAUAAUAGUGCAAUUUCUAAUAUCAAAGAAAAAAUAGCCAAAAGAAUUAGAUAAUAUAACACAUGUGAAGAUGCUUCCAGCUUCUAAGAAUUCAAAAAUAUGUAUAAAUAUUACUAAUCAAAGUAAAGUACUUGAGUCUAGUUUAGCAAAUGAAUGUGCCAAUUUCAACUAAUACACUUUCUCUUCAUAUCUACAAAUUCUUGAUAGAAUGGAACAACGUGAACAACCUUUAAAAAUAGUUCUCUUUUCUGAAUUGAAAAAAAGUUUUUUACUGUUGGCAAACAAAAUUCAAUCUGAUAUUGAUAGUCUAUCCUAACAUGUUUUAAAUCUCAUUUAAGAGUUAGAAACAAAAAAUUAAGAACUUUAAAAAUAAAAAAUUUCGAUUCCCUUAUAAUAAUAAAGAACUCGAAGCGAAGACUUUUAACACAUUUUAAAUACUCUCAGAUUAAAAAAAAAAGAUUAAUAUAAAAUUAUUGGAUUUUAAAAACAAACUUAAUAUUAAGACAAUGUAGAGACUUGUAAAAUAAAACAUGAUUUGAAUGAAGCUGUAGAUGAAGAAUAAAUCAAGUAUAGUUCAGAAGAAGACUCUUUUCCUUUUGGUAAAUAUUUUAAUAUACAUUUCUAUCUCAGUUGAUCCUUCAACGUUAAACUAACCAAUUUUAAAAAAAGGGCUCUCACUCAAUCUUAAACCCAUUAAAAACAAAGUCCUUAAAGGUUAUCAAGAUGAAUUUAUGGCAUAAAUGAAUGAAUUCAGUGAAAGUUGGCGUCAACAAGCUUUAAUAGAAAAAAGAUUUUGA
This is a messenger RNA of Paramecium sonneborni, 971 nucleotides long. The record is from the annotation of a GenBank genome assembly. NCBI's taxonomy places the organism in Eukaryota, Ciliophora, Oligohymenophorea, Peniculida, Parameciidae.